Messenger RNA from Camponotus floridanus (Florida carpenter ant), 1849 nucleotides. RefSeq lists its product as uncharacterized. Gene Ontology annotation, cellular component: membrane; early endosome. The coding region runs from base 438 to 1775 and encodes 445 amino acids. The transcript is spliced from 5 exons. The record is from RefSeq and is a predicted model, not a curated record. NCBI's taxonomy places the organism in Eukaryota, Metazoa, Arthropoda, Insecta, Hymenoptera, Formicidae.
UUAUUUGAAAGUACACGAUGCAGACGUAUGUUAAGAGCCAGCUUCCGUCUGCUUGCGCGCGUUCCUGACAAGUGACGUUGACUUGGCGCACGUCGAGAUUCGGUAUGACUCGAUAGGGCGCGUAUCGCGGCUGGGGGCGUUUUAUUGGAGUGCACGAAUGCGUUUGGAGUGUGUGCGCUCCUUACGAGGCCGCGUUGCGUGUUGGAUGGAGUGCGGGAUACGAUUUCGCCGAUCUAGCGGCUUUAUCAUAAUCGUCCCGAGAUCGACCAAUCGAUAAGCCCGACACCGACACCGUCAGGAAUGCGCGAUGCGUGUCCCGGCGACGCGAGCGCAAUAUCCGAAAGUCUCGUGAACGAUGUCCGGGUGUCAUCAAUAAUAAUAAUACGCAGCGGAAUAGACGGGACGCGUUAACGAGACGCGGCUGGGGGGAGGAAGGUAUGGAGGGUGUCAACGGUCAGCUGCAGACAAAGUAUCAGAAAAUUGCCACGGAAUACUCGAAAGUGAGCGACAUUCUCAUUCGUGCGCAAGCGAAUGUUCUGAAAAAGGCUGUGAUAGAGGAACAAGCACGUAACACGGAUAUUCGGAAUCAUUUGAAGGAGAGGGAAGUGGAGCUUCGUAGAGCCGAGCAGGAAAUAGAUAGUUUGACAUUUCGUAAUCAGCAAUUGACAAAGCGUAUAACUGUGCUGCAGGAGGAACUUGAUAAGGCACAGAACAAGUCUAAGAAAGGUAAGAGCAAAGUGCCGGAAAACAAUAGUCAAAUUCCUCCACCGCCGCCAAACAAUAUCUUAGACGAAGAAUUUCAGAAGAAGAUAGUGGAGAAUGCUCAAUUAUUAUCACAGAUUAGUGAUAAAGAUAGCGAAAUUGAAAGUUUGUACGAGAGAAUACAACAGUUAGAAUACAAAGUCGAUUAUAGCGAAAAGUCUAAAGUAGAAUCAGAGUGUCAGUUUCAAAGCACUAUAGAUAAGUUAGAAAGAGAGAGAAAUGACUUGCAGAGGAAAUUAAAUGAUAAACAGAAACAGGAAGAGACUGUAUCGUGGUCCAGUAAUGAAGGUAGACGCGAUGGCUUCGAUUUUGAUGCCAGAGGAAUACUCUCAAAUCAUCGUCAAACGGAGCCAUCGCCGUUCUCUUCGCCAUCUGCUUCGCGUAGAUCAUCGAAAUCACUUGGAGAAGGAAAGCCACAAAAGUCGCAAGAAGAAAGUAAUGAAUUUUUCUAUUCAAAAUCAUGUGAUUUAGAAAAAGAAAUUAAUCACUGGAAAGCUCAAUAUCAUAUAUUCAAGAUAAAAUAUGAUGAAUUAGAACAAAAAAAAGCUGGAGCAGCUUGCCAAAUUGAUAAUGACGCAUUGAAACCUGUGGAAAUAUAUAAUAUGAUUGGCAAAUUGAGUGCACCUUUUGCGUUACCAGAAGAAAUCGAAUCUCGUGAAUUAAAGAUUAGGGAUUAUUUUUUAGGAGAAAUUGAAAGAUUAACCAAUGAAAAACAUGUCUGUCAUAUAAAAAACCUGGCAAUGGCUGCAAAUAGCGAAGUUAUGCAUGUGCAAUUAGAUACAAGUGAAUCCAAGAGAGAGAAAUGUGAAACAGCGCUAUUAGAAACACUUUCUAAUUAUAAUGGUUUACAAAAGGAAAAAGAAAUGCAAGACGGAAAUUACAAGAUACAGCUCAAUACCAUGAGCGAACAUCUUGCCAACAUGAAUGAAAAACUUAUCUGCCAAACAGAAGAGAUACAGCAAUUGAAAUUUGAACUAGCUAAUAAGAAUAGUAAGAAAGGAAAACAAAAGUGAUCCAGAUCAGAAUUGCAAAGAACAAUCAUUGACAUUCCAUCAGCACAGUAUGAUUUAAUCGAUCAUCGAUAAAU